Messenger RNA from Melampsora larici-populina 98AG31, 303 nucleotides. RefSeq lists its product as uncharacterized. Bases 1 to 303 code for a protein of 100 amino acids. The record is from RefSeq and is a predicted model, not a curated record. NCBI's taxonomy places the organism in Eukaryota, Fungi, Basidiomycota, Pucciniomycetes, Pucciniales, Melampsoraceae. The transcript has 3 exons.
AUGGCUGAGAUCUAUAAAUCUUCCAGAAACAAAGGAAUAUCUACCCAAUUUGCUUCUGGCUCAAAUUCUGAGGAACAGAACUUUAUACAUUCACAGUCACACAAUCACAAUGGAGAAUUUAUAAGUCCCCCAUCCAAUGAUUUUGACAAUAAACAUAUAAUACGGGAUGUUGGGGCAAUUGUACUGGGUCCUGCUGUGUUUAUCUGUCUCACAGGGAUUUGGUAUUUCACUUAUUGUUGCAAGGCUUGCAAAGACCAAAAGGCUGCUGAAGAGGCAGCUGCAAGAAGAGCUUCUUGGGCUUGA